AUGGAGGCUCUGCGCGACCUCCGGGAGCUGGCCCAGGGCCUGGUGCACCGGCGUGACCCGCGCGUCCGCAACUAUGCCAUGCAGGCCUCGCCGACGGUCGUGGUCGGCGCGGUCCUCGGCUACAUGCUGCUGGUGGGGUACGGGCCGCGCUUCAUGAAGAACCGCCAGACGCCGCCUCUUCGGCUCGUCAUGUUCCUGUACAACAUCGGCCAGGUGUGGCUGAGUGCCUACAUGCUGCGGGAGUUCUGGGUCAGCCGGCCGGCUAAUUGGGGCUGCUCACCGGUGGACGUCUCCGAAGACCCCGUGUCACUUCGGCUAGUCAACGCUUGCUACAUCUUCCACGUCAGCAAGAUCGUCGACUUCCUGGACACGGUGUUCCUGGUAUUGAAGAAAGACCACAAGAGGAUGACCUACCUGCACGUGUACCACCACGGCUCCAUGGUCUCCGGCUGGUGGAUCUGCACGCUCUUCAUUCCAGGUGGCUCCUGCUGGAUACCAGGCGCAGUGAACAGCUUCGUCCACUGCGUUAUGUACAGCUACUAUCUGCUGGCUAGUCUGGGCCCCCGAGUGCGGCCCUACCUCUGGUGGAAACGCUACCUCACCCAGCUGCAGCUGGCCCAGUUUGGCUUACUCUUGUUCGCCGCUCUAUUUAUCCAGGGCCCGGGAAUUCGCUGCGGCAUGCCUGCCUACAGCUCGGCCAUGACCAUGAGCUACGUCAUCGUCCUGUCCAUUCUGUUCGCCAACUUCUACGUGCAGUCGUACUCGCGUGGCGGCAAGGAUCGCCGAGAUUCGUCCGCCGCCAGCCUGCAAAACGGCAAAGUCAACGGCAUGACCAACGGCAAGGCCGACGGCAAAGCCAACGGAAAAAUGGACUGCGCUUUGAACGCCUUCGCCAACGGCACUGUCAAGAGCGACAUCAACGACAAUACGAAGAUCUGUCCUAAUGGCAACACAAGCCACCAGAGCUUCUUCGACUCGGCUCGGAGGUACCUGCUGAAAAACGGCACCGGGUGCUUCGCUGACCAGGGCUGAGCGCUCCCGCCCGACGACACUCAAUACCUCUGACCAGCACAUCGCUGCCAGCUCAUUGACGAGCCCACGAUGGCACCUUGCCGCAGAGCGUGCGAACGAGGUGCCGAGAACGUUGCGGACGAGGUGCCGAGAACGUUGCGGACGCGGGUGCCGAGAAUGUUGCGGACGCGGGUGCCGAGAACGUUGCGGACGCGGGUGCACGUGCACGAGCUGCAUAUGGGUG
This is a messenger RNA of Pollicipes pollicipes, 1255 nucleotides long. RefSeq names its product elongation of very long chain fatty acids protein 1. Gene Ontology annotation, biological process: sphingolipid biosynthetic process; fatty acid elongation, polyunsaturated fatty acid; very long-chain fatty acid biosynthetic process. Gene Ontology annotation, molecular function: fatty acid elongase activity. The transcript is spliced from 4 exons. Bases 1 to 1032 code for a protein of 343 amino acids. NCBI's taxonomy places the organism in Eukaryota, Metazoa, Arthropoda, Thecostraca, Pollicipedomorpha, Pollicipedidae. Gene Ontology annotation, cellular component: endoplasmic reticulum membrane. The record is from RefSeq and is a predicted model, not a curated record.